Messenger RNA from Pseudopodoces humilis (Tibetan ground-tit), 903 nucleotides. The record is from RefSeq and is a predicted model, not a curated record. NCBI's taxonomy places the organism in Eukaryota, Metazoa, Chordata, Aves, Passeriformes, Paridae.
CUGGGGAAAGAGGAUCUGCUCUGUCUCCUGUCCCACAGCAUGUCCCCAGCCCUGGGACAGCUCCUGGCACUGAUGGCUCUGCUGCUGCUGCAGCCACCAGGGACUCGGGGGGCUCAGUGUCCCAUCCCCGACAUUGCGAACGGGCAGCUGAUCUCUGCGCAGAACUUCACCUGGGGCAGCACGGCCACGCUGCACUGCCAGCCCGGCUUCGUGCCGCUGGGCGCUGCCAGCACCGUGCGCUGCCUGCCCGGCGGCCGCUGGUACCCACGGGUGCCCUCCUGCGUGCCAGGGCAGUGUCCCCACCCUCCCCCUGUGGAAUUCGCCGAUCUCCAGCCCCGGCGGGAGUUCCCGGUUGGGAGCACCGUGAGCUACUCCUGCAGGCUCGGCUUCUCCCCGAUCCCCGGCGUGUCCCCAACCAUCACUUGUCUUCAGAACUUCACGUGGUCCUCGGUGCCCCGGCUGUGCCAGAAGGUGCAGUGUCCCAGCCCGGUCAUCCCCCACGGGAGAGAGGCCAGCCCCAGGAGAGCCGCCUACACCUUCGGGCAGCAGGUGGAGUUCCAGUGUGAGCCUGGCUUCGCGCUCAGGGGCAGCGAGAGGGUGCAGUGCCUGGCAGAGGGGAUGUGGAGACCCCCCGUGCCCUACUGCGACAGGGUGUGCGAUCCCCCUCCCAGAAUCGCCAGCGGGCAGCACUCUGCCCUGGGGGUCAAGCAGUUCCCCUACGGCUUUGAGGUCAAGUACAGCUGUGCAGAGGGGCUGUCCCUCAUCGGGGACGAGUCCAUCUACUGCACCUCCGAGGAUGGCGAGAGGCUGGUGUGGAGCGGAGCUGCCCCGGAGUGCAGGCUGAUUCGGUGCCCCAAGCCGGUGGUGGAGAGGGCGAGGAUGACCCCACAGACGUUCACCUUU